Messenger RNA from Pneumocystis jirovecii RU7, 750 nucleotides. RefSeq names its product microtubule-binding protein BIM1. Gene Ontology annotation, molecular function: microtubule plus-end binding. The transcript has 6 exons. Gene Ontology annotation, biological process: protein localization to microtubule plus-end; regulation of microtubule polymerization or depolymerization; spindle assembly. The record is from RefSeq and is a predicted model, not a curated record. The coding region runs from base 1 to 750 and encodes 249 amino acids. Gene Ontology annotation, cellular component: cytoplasmic microtubule; spindle midzone; microtubule plus-end. Lineage: Eukaryota; Fungi; Ascomycota; Pneumocystomycetes; Pneumocystales; Pneumocystaceae.
AUGUCAGAAUCUCGACAUGAAUUGCUUGCAUGGUUGAAUCAGCUGACAAGUUUGGAUAUUACGAAAGUUGAGCAAUGUGGAAAGGGAUAUGUUUAUGCACAUGUAUUUGAUUCAAUAUAUGGGGGUGUGCCCUUUAGGAAAAUUAAUUUUAAUUGCAAUAAUGAGUAUCAAUAUAUCCAAAACUGGCGAGUAAUUCAGAGUAUUUUUACCCAACACAAAAUUGAUAAAAUUAUUUGUGUUGAUCGGCUUAUAAAAUGCAAGUUUCAGGAUAAUUUAGAGUUUCUUCAAUGGGUUAAAAAAUUUUGGGAUCAGCAUUAUAAUGGUGUUGAAUAUAAUGCUUUAGGAAGAAGAGAAGUUAGACCUAGUAUUUCAAUAGCGUGCUCUGCGAGACCUGUUUCUGCGCACAACAUGCAGAAUCGUAAAACUUUAACAGUUAAUACCACAUCUAUGCGUGUGUCACCGAAUCCUACUACUACUUUUUUGAAUUCUCAAAUACAAGCGUUGCAAGAAAAUGUUGCUGGGCUAGAAAAAGAGAGGGAUUUUUAUUUCAACAAGUUAAGGGAUAUAGAAAUUCUUAUUCAGGCUGCUAUUGAUGUAGAUCCUUCGGCUGCUCAGAAUGAAGAAAGUCUUUUAAAGCAAAUACAAAAUAUAUUGUAUUCUACAGAGGAAGGAUUCGAAGUCCCUGAUAUAAAUGGAGAUGAAAUUAAUAAACAAAUAGAAGGCCUUCAGAUAGAAGAUGAAACUUUUUGA